This is a messenger RNA of Nymphaea colorata (pocket water lily), 1760 nucleotides long. RefSeq names its product chaperone protein dnaJ 10. The record is from RefSeq and is a predicted model, not a curated record. Bases 294 to 1475 code for a protein of 393 amino acids. The transcript is spliced from 10 exons. Lineage: Eukaryota; Viridiplantae; Streptophyta; Magnoliopsida; Nymphaeales; Nymphaeaceae.
ACUUUGAAAUGAAAGCGCGUCUCUGGUAAAGAGGCGGGGCGGCCCCCGCGCUCGAUGAUCCUUCUCGCCUGAGUCAUCUGACUCAUCUCCCUUUCCUUUUUCUCUCCCAUUUCGGGGUCGAUUUUUUAUUGCCUUCAUCUGGCUGCGGUUCCUCUUCUUUGUUCACCUGCUCCCCAACCGAUUUCCUGAUCUCUCCUUCCCUGUUCUCUGAUUCCAUCUGACACAGACAUAACUACCGAGAGAGAGAGAGAGAGAGAGAGAGAGAGAGAGAGAGAGAGAGAGAGAGAGAGAGAAUGGUGAAGGAAAUGGAGUACUACGACGUCUUGGGCAUCAGUCCCACAGCCACAGAUUCAGAAAUUAAGAAGGCUUAUUAUAUCAAGGCUAGGCAGGUCCAUCCAGACAAAAAUCCAAAUGAUCCUCUUGCAGCACAGAAAUUCCAGGUUCUGGGAGAGGCUUACCAGGUUCUUAGUGACCCAGCACAACGAGCUGCAUAUGAUGCCUAUGGAAAGUCUGGAGUUUCAACAGAUGCUAUCAUUGAUCCUGCAGCAAUCUUUGCUAUGCUGUUUGGGAGUGAGCUUUUUGAAGAUUACAUAGGACAACUUGCAAUGGCUUCCAUGGCUUCACUUGAUAUUUACACAGAAAGUGAACCAGUGGAUCCCAAAAAAUUGCACGAGAAGAUGCGGAUUGUGCAGAAAGAGAGAGAAGAAAAGCUUGCACGGGCAUUAGUAAAUAGGCUCGAACAAUAUGUAACGGGGGACCAUGAUGGAUUUAUUAAUUAUGCCAAAGAUGAAGCUUCAAGGCUCUCACAAGCAGCCUAUGGAGUUGAUAUGUUGAACACCAUCGGCUACAUAUAUGUAAGACAGGCUGCAAAAGAGCUAGGGAAGAAGGUAAAAUAUCUUGGGGUGCCAUUCAUUGCUGAGUGGUUUAGAAAUAAAGGCCAUUUCAUCAAAUCUCAAGUGACAGCUGCAACAGGUGCAAUUGCAUUGAUUCAGUUGCAAGAGGACAUGAAGCGUCAGUUAAAUGCAGAGGGAAGCUAUACAGAAGAAGAGCUCGAAGAAUACUUGCAGACACACAAAAAAGUUAUGAUAGAUUCGUUAUGGAAGCUCAAUGUCGCCGACAUAGAAGCGACGCUUGCUCGUGUCUGUCAAAUGGUACUUCAGGAUUCUCUUGUUAAGAAAGAGGAUCUCCGAGAUCGUGCUAGGGGUUUGAAAGCUCUUGGAAAAGUUUUUCAGUCUGUAAAAUUGGCCAAUGGCAAGGAAUCUGAACCUUUGUUCAGCCUUGAGCCAAACAAUGAUGUAAGUUCUCCUGAUACAUCACCUAAGACUCCAUACUCAGAGCAUCCACCUUAUACAACUGCUUCAGCCUCCUCCCAGAGCUCCUACGUGAGAAGCCCGCAUGCUUUUGAUUCACAAAAUAGCUUUACAAAUUUCCCAAUACCAACUGCACCCCCUGGUGUAGAAAGGCAGCCAUUCUGAACGAGGGAGCGAGGAGUCUUUUUCCCCGCCAUUUCUCACUGUACAUUUUGCCUUCUUUCUGUGUAAGUUCCCCGGUAGGUUGGGGGAUUAGGUUUUAAGAGAUUAUGUGGUUGGUAGACAGGUAUAAAUCAAUUUCUAUGGCUUUGUGGCCCUGCAUGUAUCUACUUGUUUGUUAACAUGAGUGAGGGGAGGAGGGUCUCUGGCUUCAUCUGGUGUAACUUCCAAUUUCACUUUCUUGUGUGAAUUGUAUCAGUUGCAUGUUUUAUAGAAGUCACCAUUUCUCUC